This is a messenger RNA of Macrosiphum euphorbiae (potato aphid), 501 nucleotides long. The record is from the annotation of a GenBank genome assembly. Lineage: Eukaryota; Metazoa; Arthropoda; Insecta; Hemiptera; Aphididae.
AUGAUCAAUAGCCCGCGCGAACAACAGGUGCAGGACGAACCGGUAGAUCAUCCGAAGAUACUAUCGUCAUUCAACAACCGAAAUCCGUCGUAUACGGGAGUAAUCGAAAACAGUGAAAUAGAAAUCGAUAAGAGAAACGGAAUAUAUGACGUCCCCCAACAAACGGAAAACGUAUACGUGCAUUUGUCGAGUAAACCUAUUAGCCAAAUGAUAGAAAACUGGAAUCCAGAAGACCGCGCGGCGGUGAUGUAUCAGCAAAAUUCGAUGAAAACCGAAUUGAAAUCACCUGCAGACUGUUGUGGUAGGUCUACGCGGUAUUUCACAGAUCAUUACUAUCCGCACUCGCCAACCAACUUCAGAAGCCUGGCCACUAGAAACCUAUACUAUGAUUAUUACGAUCCACCUGCAAUGGUGACGCACAAGAAAGAUCCAGAUGCCAAGGCCUAUUACGGGCAGGACGCCAAUGACAACGCCACAAGAUAUUCGACACAAGGCAAGUAA